AUGCACCUCCUCUCUCCCCUGAGCCUCAACCUCAGCCUCAGCUUCAGCCUCCUCACAACCACAGCCACCUUCCUCCUCCACGCAACCGCCUCACCAACAUCGCACACCCACGCCCACGCUCACGGGCACACCCACACCCACACCAACAACCACCGCGCCCUCUCCCUCCUCCCCACCCUCCUCAACCUCAACCUCAACGCCCUCGACCUCACCAAACUCUCGAACAUCGAUCUCACCGACCCCAACAACAGCGAAACCCUAAACACGCUGAACGAGGUCCUGGACCAGCUGCCGCUGGCCAUCGAGUUCUGGGCCCUGAACCGCACCGCCGGGGUCGUGGGCCUGAGUCUCGAUAUGGGGCUGGCGGAGUUAGCGGACGUUGGGCUGGUGAGUUUGGGGAGUCAGGGGGCGGGGGCGCGAGGUAGGAAGGCUAAGGUGCAUGUCAAUGUUACGAUUACUGGACUGGUGGAGAAGGAUUAA
This is a messenger RNA of Aspergillus uvarum CBS 121591, 480 nucleotides long. RefSeq lists its product as uncharacterized. The coding region runs from base 1 to 480 and encodes 159 amino acids. The transcript has a single exon. The record is from RefSeq and is a predicted model, not a curated record. NCBI's taxonomy places the organism in Eukaryota, Fungi, Ascomycota, Eurotiomycetes, Eurotiales, Aspergillaceae.